Molecule: messenger RNA, 1204 nt
Organism: Annulohypoxylon maeteangense
Lineage: Eukaryota; Fungi; Ascomycota; Sordariomycetes; Xylariales; Hypoxylaceae
Exons: 5
Coding region: 1-1155 (384 amino acids)
Biological process (GO): protein phosphorylation
Molecular function (GO): protein kinase activity; ATP binding
Source: RefSeq, a predicted model, not a curated record
AUGUCAUCGUCUCCCGACAAUGGAAACCCGAGUAGCACCGAUAACAGUGGCUCGGGUGAUUGGAAAGAGACUUUAAACACAAUAAGAAGAUCGGGUGAAGUUGUCAAGGAGAUUAAAACAUUACUCGGCACACAGCCCUCGCGCUUCACGUUCGAGACUCUGCUCGAUGCCUCUAAUGGCGCGGCAAUAAUCGUCAGGGAGACACUACCCAAUGGUGAAGAACGGAAAUUUGUCCUUAAGGCAGCAGCCAAUUGCACCGAUGCAAGUAUCAGGGCUGAGAGCGCAUGGGUAAACCGACUUGAAUAUGCCGCCCACGUGAGUAACCCUAUUCACCUAAGUAACACUCCGCUUCUACACCUUGGAGCGCCCUACUUCAUAGCGGAGUAUCUCCCACAUGGGACGCUUGUUCGAUUCCAAGAAAGGGCGAUAAAAGCUAAAUUGCCCUUACCGAACCGGAUUCUGUGGUCCAUAUUUCUUUGCCUGGUACGAGGCUGCAUUGCAAUGGCUUACCCUCCCAAAGGGCCAGAUACACAGCUAGAGCAUACUCGAGAUGAAGAGCCGUCAAGGCUCACCCAUAACGAUAUGCAUGGAGCGAACUUCGUUUUUGGCAUGGUCGAAAAGACGAGGCUUCUAUCUAGGAACGGUACUGUGUAUCUCCACGAACACGCCUUUUUGCCGCCAUUGAAGCUCAUCGACUUCGGUCUAGCAUCAGAGACGGGCCCACAAUCCCCCAGGGAGUUAAAUCAACGUUUAUAUCAGGAACAUGAUGUUUUCCUAGGUUUGCCGAACCUGCGGGAACCAGUAGGAAGACGACACGAAGGCACCGAUUUCAACAUUCUCGAUAUCGGGGUUGUAAUGGCUCGAGUUAUGAGUGGGCACAUAAUCGGUCAGCUAUACGAGGCUCGUAUAUGGUCACGAAGCCUCAACGUUCGUCCUGACCUAGAUCCUGACCUCCGGCUCUUGAUUCAGGCGUGUCUUGCUGUUGAUCCUCUCACCAGACCUCGAUUGGAGGAGUUCAACACGAUGAUUAAUAAUGGCCUCUUUAACAAGACGGCGGAGCAUUAUGGGGCAGCUGGACAGGGGGACGGACCGGAAUCGGAUGCGACGUUGAGACGUAUCGUGUCCACGUGUAUCCUUGAUGCGGAUGUAUCUUGAGAUAUCAGUAUACUUUGCGACAGGUAGGUACUAGAAACCCCACGAGACC